AUGGAGGCACUGUUGGGUUUAAAUGGAGCUGGUGGAAUAGGAGGGGGCUGUUGUUGCCAAUGUGAACAUUGCCGAUGUAGACAACCGGACGAGACCCCAUGUCCUUGUUGUCGACCUGUGAACCCGACGCCGACUUUUGAGUCUUCAGCCUCAGUUCAGACAUCAAAACCGGCAGAUGUGUCCGGUGCACUGGAAUUACUUAAUGUGGCGUUGAAGAAGAUUCGACGGCGAGAGAAUUUGAACAACUCGAGAACGGAAAAUUUCUUCCACCCAGGAGAAAUUCUUUGGGGUAGUGGAGUGCCCAGUGGUCGAAUGGGUCAUGCACAUGGCUAUGCUGGUUCAAGCUCCACUUCUUUAUUUUAA
Molecule: messenger RNA, 363 nt
Organism: Rodentolepis nana
Lineage: Eukaryota; Metazoa; Platyhelminthes; Cestoda; Cyclophyllidea; Hymenolepididae
Source: the annotation of a GenBank genome assembly